Messenger RNA from Corticium candelabrum, 1367 nucleotides. RefSeq lists its product as uncharacterized. The record is from RefSeq and is a predicted model, not a curated record. The coding region runs from base 753 to 1352 and encodes 199 amino acids. Gene Ontology annotation, cellular component: telomerase holoenzyme complex. Gene Ontology annotation, molecular function: telomerase RNA binding; telomerase activity. Lineage: Eukaryota; Metazoa; Porifera; Homoscleromorpha; Homosclerophorida; Plakinidae. The transcript is spliced from 12 exons. Gene Ontology annotation, biological process: telomere maintenance via recombination.
AUGAUUAGGCCCAGUGUGAACACCUGUAAGUCACAUGCCCAAAUUGAGGUGAAAUGAGAUGUGAACUAUUGUUUGUUGUUGUUGUUAUGCUCUAUGCGCAGUAUCCUAAGUCAGAGGAUGAAUUUUCAAAGUCUGGUCUUACUGGUGAAUGGGAUAUGACAAGAGCUGGUAAGCGAAUGAAGCUAGUGACACCAUACACUUGGGAGGCUGUAUUGUCUCGUGAUGGAAACAUGGCUGAGUCAUGGGGAAAAGCUCAUUGAAAGUGGCCGGCUCCCUUUUAUGGCAAUGGUGCGUAAUAUACGCAACUUUCUCAGAGCAGGAGUGUCUCCAAAGCAUCAUAGAAUGGUUCUUGAUCGUCUCAAUGAUACUAAUCAGGUUGUUCGAUGUCGAAUGUUUCCUAUUCAAUUUGUUUCUGUUUAUGAUGCCGUGGCUGUAAAUUUGAAAACUCUGUCGAGACUUCACAAAAUCUAUUGUCAGUUGCAGAAGAAAGAAAAGGCAAGAAAACGGAAUGAUAAAAGUCUUUAUCAACGAGGUGUUAUUGAUGAUGUCGGUAUAAAGAAACGACUUUUGAGCAGAAAGAAGCGUGUCAGAAAGCAAAUUCAGACCAGGACUGGCAGGUCUCAGAUUGUGCUGCCUAUAAAUUGCUGCAAGAGUACAGAGAAGCCUUGAAUUUAUGCAUUGUUUGUGCAGCUAAUCAUAAUGUUCAACGUAUUGAGAGGAAAACCAUCGUUUUCUGUGAUGUAAGUCAUAGCAUGUGCAAACGAUGGUCGUCCUGCCCAACUAAGAGCACUGCUCGGCGAUUGUAUGAGGCUGCAUUACUGAUUGCAUUGAUGGUUCACCGUGCAAGUGUCAAGUGUGACAUUUGGUUGUUUUCAGAGACGAGUGUUCGGCUACAAAUUGAUUCUUCUCUUGGACCUCUUGAGAAUUUGAAGAUCAUUGAGAAGAAAUAUUGGGUGCAACCAGGCAGUGGCUGCUCUUUGGGAAUGACGACCAAGUUUCCGUUUAGUGUUAUAGACAAGUUGAUGAGGGAUCGGAGGGCUGUUGACCAAUUUGUUGUGCUUAGUGAUAUGCUUAUUGAAUCGUCUGUUCAUCGCAAAGAUUUUGUGAAUCCUCUUACCGACCAGUUGAAAUGCUAUAGACAAUGCUGUAACAACGAUGCUCUCUUUGUAUGUGUGGACUUGAGUGGUCAAGGGAACAGCUUAACUGAUCCAGCUGGAAACGAACUGUAUUGCGGUGAUCGAGAGGACAGAGAUGUUCUGAUCACUGGCUAUAGCGACCAUAUACUUCAGUUCCUAGCAUUGCAGGGAUCUCCUCAAGUAGAUGCUGUCGAAGCAUGCACAGUACACAGUUGAAAAUACUUGCUCUGA